AUGGGGAGGAGCAGGUGGAGGAAUGAUGUGAGAGGAGAGAGUGACAUUAUGAAUACGCUGUGUCCCCUAGUCCCCCAAUGCCGGAGUCCUGCUCCAGCGGGACAGGAGUUGCCUGAGGGGAAGACGGAGUCGGCGCGGACAGAGUACACGACACUCCUAGAUACUUCUGCUAUGCCCCGUCGUACUCCAUUAUAUCGGAAACCAUCAUGGUUGGGGGAUGAUGAGGUGGAUGAACAAAGAGCUUUCAAGUCAAGUGGCAAGCCUGAAGAGAAAAAUCGUGAAACUGGAACAUCAGGGUGCAGCAUAGAUGCCAAGCAAGUUGAGGAACAAUCUGCAGCUGCAAAUGAAGAAGUACUUUUUCCUUUCUGUAGGGAACCAAGUUAUUUUGAAAUCCCUACGAAAGAAUUUCAGCAACCAUCACAAAUAACAGAGAGCACUACUCAUGAAAGCUCAACAAAAGACACACCAAGUUCUCAUACAACAGGUGCAGGGUAUGCUUCAUUUACCAUUGAAUUUGAUGACAGUACCCCAGGGAAAGUAACUAUUAAAGGUUAUGUGACAAAAUUUACUUCUGAUCGGCGCCACAAAUCAAAGAAGUGUUCUCCUGGAACACAAGACCUGCCAGGGAUUCAAACUGGAAUGAUGGCACCAGAAAACAAAGUAGCUGACUCGCUGGCACAGAACAACCCUCCUCAGAUGGUAUGGGAAAGAUCAGAAGAGGAUUCCAAAAGUAUUAAAAGUGAUGUUCCAGUUUACUUAAAAAGAUUGAAAGGAAAUAAACAUGAUGAUGGUACACAAAGCGACUCAGAAAAUGCUGGGGCUCACAGGCGCUCUAGCAAACGUGCAACUCUUGAGGAACACUUAAGGCGCCACCAUUCAGAACAGAAAAAGCUACAGAAGACCCAGGCUACUGAAAAGCAUCAAGACCAAGCUGUUACUAGCUCUGCGCACCACCGAGGGGGGCAUGGUGUUCCACAUGGGAAAUUGUUAAAACAGAAAUCAGAGGAGCCAUCGGUGUCAAUUCCCUUCCUACAAACUGCAUUAUUAAGAAGUUCAGGGAGUCUGGGGCACAGACCAAGCCAGGAGAUGGAUAAAAUGUUAAAAAAUCAAGCUACUUCUGCUGCUUCUGAAAAGGAUAAUGAUGAUGACCAAAGUGACACGGGUACUUAUACCAUUGAGUUAGAGAGUCCCAACAGUGAGGAAGUGGAAGCAAGAAAAAUGAUUGACAAGGUAUUUGGAGUGGAUGACAAUCAAGAUUAUAAUAGGCCUGUUAUCAAAGAAAAACAUAAAGAUCUGGUAAAAGAUUGGGCUCUCAAUUCUGCUGCAGUAGUAAUGGAAGAAAGAAAACCACUGAGUACACCUGGAUUUCACAGCUCAGAGGAAGGCACAUCUUCAUCUGGAAACAAGCGUUGGGUUUCACAAUGGGCUAGUUUGGCUGCCAAUCAUACAAGGCAUGAUCAAGAAGAAAGGAUAAUGGAGUUGUCUGUACCUGUUGCUUUAGAGAAUGAUACAGAUAUCAGUGAAUCUGGCCUUUCAGUGAGAAGUACUCGCUCAGCAACUUCCUUGGCUAGUCAGGGAGAGAGAAAGAGACUAACCCUUCCCCAGCUUCCAAAUGCAGAAAAGUCUCUUAAGAGCUCCAGAACAAAGGUUAUAGCACAGAGGUCAGAGAUAGGAGACAAGCAAGACACGGAACUUCAGGAGAAAGAAGCACCUACACAGGUAUACCAGAAAGAUAAACAGGAUGCUGAGAGAGCCCUAAGUAAAAUGAACAGGGCAGUAAAUGGUGAGACUCUUAAAAGUGGUGGAGAUAAUAAAACCCUGCUUCACUUAGGCAGCUCUUAUUCUGGAAAGGAGAAAAGUGAAACUGAUAAGGAAGCUUCUUUUGUAAAGCUAAGAUUACCUAAAAUCCAGCAACAAAAACAAAAGGAACAGGCACAGUGGACACCUACUAAAAUAUCUUCUUCAAAAAAUAUUUCAGGUCAGAUAGAUAGAUGUAGGGAGGAACCUUUCAAACAGGAGUCACAACCUCAAGAAAAACUUCCAGGACUUUCUAUAAGCAAAGGCGAAAGAGUGAUACAAAACGAGAGUAAGCGAAGAAAAGCUGAGGAAAUUCUGAAAAGUCAGACUUCAAAGGGAGGAGACAAGAAGGAAUCCUCCAAGUCAUUAGUGCGGCAAGGAAGCUUCACUCUGGAAAAACCUAGCCUCAACAUACCCAUAGAACUUAUUCCCCAUAUAAAUAAACAGGCUUCAUCUACAUCCUCUUUAGCGUUAACAACUGCCAGCAGAAUACGAGAAAGAAGUGAUUCUAUGGAUACUGAUUCUAGUUUGGACACAACCCUUAUUCUAAAAGACACAGAAGCAGUAAUGGCUUGUCUAGAAGCUAAACUGCGUGAAGAUAAUAAAACUGAUGAAGGCCCAGAUACUCCCAGUUAUAACAGAGACAACUCCAUUUCACCUGAAUGUGAUGUGGACACAGCUAGUACAAUCGGCCUGGUUACUGGAGAGACAGAAAGGAAGUCAACCCAAAAGCGAAAGAGUUUCACUAGUCUCUAUAAAGAUAGGUGUUCCACAGGUUCUCCUUCCAAAGAUGUUACAAAGUCAUCAUCUUCAGGUGCUAGAGAGAAAAUUGAAAAGAAAACAAAAAGUCAUUCCACAGACGUAGGUUCUAGGGCAGAGGGUCGUAAAUUUGUGCAGUCCAGUGGAAGAAUAAGGCAGCCUUCAGUAGAUUUAACAGAUGAUGACCAAACCUCUAGUGUACCUCAUUCAGCCAUCUCUGAUGUUAUGUCAUCUGAUCAGAAAACUUACUCUUGUAAAUCUGACGGAAGGACUCCACUUACCUUAGUGGAUGAGCAUGCACAUUCCAAACUGGAAGGAAGUAAAGUAACUAAAUCCAAGACUUCUCCUGGAGCACCUGGUUCAUCCAGUAAAUCAACCACUCUCCCAAGGCCACGACCCACCAGGACUUCCCUCUUGCCCAGAGCCCGACUUGGUGAAGCUUCACACAGUGAACUCGCCGAUGCUGACAAAGCAUCUGUGGCUUCUGAAGUGUCCACAACAAGUUCGACAUUGAAACCUCCCACAGGAAGGCGUAACAUUUCUAGGAUUGAUUUGUUAGCUCAGCCUCGUAGAACAAGGUUUGGCUCACUAUCAACUCUCAUUGACUCUGAAGCAACAACCUCUAGAAGCAGUGCCUCUUCACGGACCGCAGAAGCCAUCAUUAGAAGUGGAGCCAGAUUAGUACCUUCAGAUAAAUUUUCUCCUAGAAUUAGAGCUAACAGUAUCUCUCGACUAUCUGACUCCAAGGUCAAAAGUAUGACCUCAACACAUGGCUCUCCUUCAGGUACUUCUGCUAUGCCCCGUCUUCCUCCAUUAUAUUGGAAACCAUCAUGGUUGGGGGAUGAUGAGGUGGAUGAACAAAGAGCUUUCAAGUCAAGUGGCAAGCCUGAAGAGAAAAAUCGUGAAACUGGAACAUCAGGUACUUCGGCUAUGCCCCGUCUUCCUCCAUUAUAUCGGAAACCAUCAUGGUUGGGGGAUGAUGAGGUGGAUGAACAAAGAGCUUUCAAGUCAAGUGGCAAGCCUGAAGAGAAAAAUCGUGAAACUGGAACAUCAGGUACUUCGGCUAUGCCCCGUCUUCCUCCAUUAUAUCGGAAACCAUCAUGGUUGGGGGAUGAUGAGGUGGAUGAACAAAGAGCUUUCAAGUCAAGUGGCAAGCCUGAAGAGAAAAAUCGUGAAACUGGAACAUCAGGUACUUCGGCUAUGCCCCGUCUUCCUCCAUUAUAUCGGAAACCAUCAUGGUUGGGGGAUGAUGAGGUGGAUGAACAAAGAGCUUUCAAGUCAAGUGGCAAGCCUGAAGAGAAAAAUCGUGAAACUGGAACAUCAGGUACUUCUGCUAUGCCCCGUCUUCCUCCAUUAUAUCGGAAACCAUCAUGGUUGGGGGAUGAUGAGGUGGAUGAACAAAGAGCUUUCAAGUCAAGUGGCAAGCCUGAAGAGAAAAAUCGUGAAACUGGAACAUCAGGUACUUCGGCUAUGCCCCGUCUUCCUCCAUUAUAUCGGAAACCAUCAUGGUUGGGGGAUGAUGAGGUGGAUGAACAAAGAGCUUUCAAGUCAAGUGGCAAGCCUGAAGAGAAAAAUCGUGAAACUGGAACAUCAGGUACUUCGGCUAUGCCCCGUCUUCCUCCAUUAUAUCGGAAACCAUCAUGGUUGGGGGAUGAUGAGGUGGAUGAACAAAGAGCUUUCAAGUCAAGUGGCAAGCCUGAAGAGAAAAAUCGUGAAACUGGAACAUCAGGUACUUCGGCUAUGCCCCGUCUUCCUCCAUUAUAUCGGAAACCAUCAUGGUUGGGGGAUGAUGAGGUGGAUGAACAAAGAGCUUUCAAGUCAAGUGGCAAGCCUGAAGAGAAAAAUCGUGAAACUGGAACAUCAGGUACUUCGGCUAUGCCCCGUCUUCCUCCAUUAUAUCGGAAACCAUCAUGGUUGGGGGAUGAUGAGGUGGAUGAACAAAGAGCUUUCAAGUCAAGUGGCAAGCCUGAAGAGAAAAAUCGUGAAACUGGAACAUCAGGUACUUCGGCUAUGCCCCGUCUUCCUCCAUUAUAUCGGAAACCAUCAUGGUUGGGGGAUGAUGAGGUGGAUGAACAAAGAGCUUUCAAGUCAAGUGGCAAGCCUGAAGAGAAAAAUCGUGAAACUGGAACAUCAGGUACUUCGGCUAUGCCCCGUCUUCCUCCAUUAUAUCGGAAACCAUCAUGGUUGGGGGAUGAUGAGGUGGAUGAACAAAGAGCUUUCAAGUCAAGUGGCAAGCCUGAAGAGAAAAAUCGUGAAACUGGAACAUCAGGUACUUCGGCUAUGCCCCGUCUUCCUCCAUUAUAUCGGAAACCAUCAUGGUUGGGGGAUGAUGAGGUGGAUGAACAAAGAGCUUUCAAGUCAAGUGGCAAGCCUGAAGAGAAAAAUCGUGAAACUGGAACAUCAGGUAAAAAAAGCUCAGACUAUGACAUUAAGUAG
This is a messenger RNA of Mesoplodon densirostris (Blainville's beaked whale), 4992 nucleotides long. Its product is annotated as centrosomal protein of 170 kDa-like. The record is from RefSeq and is a predicted model, not a curated record. Bases 1 to 4992 code for a protein of 1663 amino acids. Gene Ontology annotation, cellular component: centriole. The transcript is spliced from 21 exons. Lineage: Eukaryota; Metazoa; Chordata; Mammalia; Artiodactyla; Ziphiidae.